GGCUGUUGUUGCGGGGUUGCCCUGACCCUUCAGUCCUCGCUUCGGCGACCUAGGCCUCCUUUGAAGGGCUUGGAAGAGAGGCUCCUAUCGUCCUCGCUUUGCUGAUUCGUGCGGGCGCCGGGCGGUCACCGCUGCGUGAGUGACGCCUGGCCCGCGCGGUGUCUGGGCGGCGACGAGAGGAGCCAGGGACCAAGGCGUGCGGCCGAGUGCCGGCCGCGCGGUGACCGACGCCCUUCCGUGCUCGCGCGAUGUCACCUCGGUGUGUUUUGUCUUUACUCACUUGGAGUGCGUUUGUUAGUGACCGGAGUGACGCGGUUUGCUGGCAGCUGGGUGGGCUGGAGUCCGCGUCCCCAUCCAGCACUUACUGGCCGCGGGACUAAUGCGAGUCUAAGUUUCGAGUAUCAAAUGCGGGAAGUGAUAGUAACCUAUCUUAUAAAGUAGUUGGGAGAAUUGAGCGGGUUCGUACCUUUGAAGGGCUUAGAAUUGAGGGUGAUGCAUAGCAAAACUGUGAAGUGCUGUCCUGCGUUUUGAGCCUGGGCACCUGAAAGGAGAUUGUAUCCCUUUCCGCUGUUGAAAAACGGCAGCCCAAGAAUUAAAAAAAAAACGGGGGAAGAAAGAAAAUUAAAUACGGGCUUUCGUUUGCACAGUCUACUGAAAAACACAACUUUUAAAACAACUUAGUUGCACAUCCUGUAUUAGAGAAGGCAGGGGUUAGGUCAUACUUAAAUCGAAAGCCUUAAAAGCCCUUGUUUGGCGUCUGCGAACUUGGAUUAUGAGAAUGUUCCCAUUUAAGAAUUUAUGCCGAACACAAUGUUUUAUGCUGAAAUUACCAGCUUCCAUAAAAGUCCUGGGCUCCCAGGGCACAAGCGAUAGAUACAUGCUUACUGCUUCAGAUUCCUAGUUGGGGAAGAGUGUAUUCUGUUUGAACCCUUCUGGGAGGGAGAGAGCGUAAGGAAACCUACACGAUUCGUCUAGACUUUACCUGUGUCUUUUCCCAUUAUGCUCAGGUUGUAUAUUCAUAAGACAUUGCUGUAAAAAAUAUCAUCUAUGAGUACAGCUCUAUGCUGAGUCCUAUGAAUCCUAUUCACUAUCCAGAAUGUUGGGGAUCCCAGACACAAAUUUGAUGAUAGAAAGUUUUGAAGCUCUAAUAAUCGGAAUUUUAAUUUUUUUCCCUUAAAUGGAAAUUGGAAGAACAUCUCUAUAAAACUGUAUAUUGUGAGUUACUGUAGCAAAUGAAUCUGUCUGUUUAAUACAUGUCAGGAAAAUGAUUGGAAAUUGCCUUUCCAUUGCCAAGUAGAAGACUAGAUAAGUGAGUGUGGAGUUGGAAGAGUUGGAGGUUUAAGGAAGUUGAAAAAGGUUUGAAAUGGCUGUGUGAAGGAUACCUAAGUUGACCAGAAGGUGUUGUAGAUAAGUAAAUAACAGAUGCGGGUUAAAGAUCCAUCCAAAGAUUUACCUGAGAAAGGCAAAAGAAAUAAAAAACCUUUGAUACCUCAUGAUGAAGAUUCUUCAGAUGAUAUUGCUGUAGGUUUAACUUGCCAACAUGUCAGUCACGCUGUCAGCGUGAAUCAUGUGAAGAAAGCAAUAAUUGAGAAUCUAUGGUCAGUUUGCUCAGAAUGUAUAAAAGAAAGAAGAUUCUAUGAUGGACAGCCAGUACUUCCUUCUGAUAUUUGCUUGUGCCUCAAGUGUGGUUUUCAGGGAUGUGGUAAAAACUCAGAAAGCCAGCAUUCACUGAAGCACUUCAGGAGUUUUGGAACAGAGUCCCAUUGUAUCAUAAUUAGUUUGAGUACAUGGGUUAUAUGGUGUUAUGAAUGUGAUGAAAAAUUAUCAACAUAUUGUAAUAAGAAGGUUUUGGCUCAGAUAGUUGAUUUUCUCCAGAAACAUGUUUCUAAAACACAAACAAGUGCUUUUUCUAGAAUCGUAAAACUUUGCGAAGACAAACGUGAAACAGGUGAAAUAAAGAAGGGAACGAAAGAUAGCAGUGUGCACUCUGUGAAAGGAAUUACAAAUUUAGGAAAUACUUGCUUUUUUAAUGCAGUCAUUCAGAACUUGGCACAGACUUACAUUCUUAUUGAACUGAUGAAUGAGAUAAAAGAAGAUGGUACAAAAUUAAAGAUUUCUCUUUCUCCAGAGUCUCAGAUGGGCCCAUUAGUGGUGGAACUUUCAAGCCCAGGACCACUGACCUCAGCCUUGUUCCUGUUUCUUCACAGCAUGAAGGAGACUGAAAAAGGACCACUUUCACCUAAAGUUCUUUUUAACCAGCUUUGUCAGAAGGCGCCUCGAUUUAAAGGCUUCCAACAACAGGAUAGUCAGGAGCUUCUUCAUUAUUUACUGGAUGCAGUAAGGACAGAAGAAACAAAGAGAAUACAAGCUAGCAUUCUAAAAGCGUUCAACAACCCAACUACUAAGACUGCUGAUGAUGAAACUAGAAAAAAAGUCAAAGCAUAUGGAAAAGAAGGCGUAAAAAUGAACUUCAUAGAUCGGAUCUUUAUUGGUGAAUUAACUAGCACUGUCAUGUGUGAAGAAUGUGCAAACAUUUCCACAGUGAAAGAUCCUUUCAUUGAUAUUUCACUUCCUAUAAUAGAAGAAAGGAAUCAACGAAUUCAUGACAGAAAACAUGUAAGAAAAUUGUCACCUGGAGGAAAGAAGACUGUUGUUAUAUAUCAGAAAAAUGAAAAUCUUGAAAUAAGUGGGGACUCUUCAGUGUUUGCAAGCAUCAUGGGUACUGAGUCAUCUCUGAAUGAAAGCCCUACGGAUGGCAGUGAUAAAGAAGCCAGCCAUUGUGAAAGUAGUGCUGAUGCUGACAGUGAGGCUUCCCAGUCAGAAAGCACUUCAAAGCAGACCAUGCUGUUUAGAUCCAGUGGGGAAGCCUGUGUGCACACAGAUAGGCACCUUCAAUUCACAUUGGCAAAUAAACUGCCACACACCAAGGAGACUGACAGUGGUGAUGAGGGAAUGGCUGAAGCAAUUUCUGAACUUUGUCUGAGCAGCAGUGAAAUUGGAGAUCAAGAUUUUGACAGAGAAAAUCAGCCACUGCAUGUUCCAAACAACUUAUAUUUUUCAGAUGGAAAGCAUAUGAGGUCUCACAGCCCCCAAAAUGCUUUUCAGACUCUUUCUCAGAGCUAUGUAACUACUUCUAAAGAAUGUUCAGUUCAGUCCUGUCUCUACCAGUUUACAUCUAUGGAAUUGCUAAUGGGGAAUAAUAAGCUUCGUUGUGAGCACUGUACGGAGAAGAAGCGGAAGCACCAAAGGGAAACCAGUUCUGCAGAAAAGAAAGCAGAAGGGGUUUACACUAAUGCCAGGAAGCAAUUGCUCAUUUCUUCGGUGCCAGCUAUUCUGAUUCUCCAUCUUAAAAGAUUUCAUCAGGCUGGCUUGAGUCUUCGUAAAGUAAACAGACAUGUAGAUUUUCCACUUACGCUUGACUUAGCACCAUUCUGUUCUGCUACUUGUAAGAAUGUAGGUGUGGGAGAUAAAGUUCUCUAUGGUCUUUACGGCAUAGUGGAACAUAGUGGCUCGAUGAGAGGAGGCCAUUACACUGCUUAUGUGAAAGUGAGAGUGCCCUCCAGGAAAUUAUCGGAACAGAUCAAUGGAAGGAAAUAUGUACCUGGUUUGAAAGAACCUGAUAGCGAAUCAGGAGGCCAGUGGGUUCAUGUUAGUGACACUUAUGUGCAGGUGGUUCCAGAAUCAAGAGCACUUAGUGCACAAGCUUACCUUCUUUUUUAUGAAAGAAUACUGUAGUUAGUUGUUAAUUGUUAAUGGUAUUGAUUAUUUAGCUCACUUUUAUUUGACUGCUGCAGUGGUAACUAUAAUAUGUAAAAUGUGCCUUUGUAGUCUUCUCUCUUCUGUAGGAAUAGCAUGUCCUUCAGAUGCUUAACUUUUUCACCACUUUGGUGAAUCCUUUUAAAGUAACUUAAAUUUACUCAGUGCUUUCAAAUUUAUAUUCCUAAUCGUAAAAACAUUUUUUUUCAUGUCAUGGAGGACAAAAAAAAUCAAAAUUUAUAGUAGUAGAGGAAACCCCUUUAGGAUAUGACUCAUUAUUUCAAGCAUUCACAAUGAUGCUAGCUAAAUCAAAUCAUCCUAAUAUACUGUUUCCUAAGUGUGAUACUACUUUUCUGAUCUCAUGUAAUAUAUUCUGUGCCAUUAUUUACUUAUUGUUUUUUAAUGUUUUAUCGUUUUGUAGCCUUAGCCUUAUUUUUAGCAAUCAUAUUUCACCUUUUUGUGCAUGUUAUUUUUAUAAUAAAUAUUAACAUAAAUUUAUAAGUAUUAGAAAGAAAUUAUUCAUCCAUAUACAACUCCACUUAAAAUUAUCUCGGGGCUAUCUAGUAGUAUAUAUAUAUUAUUGUUUAGAACAAAUUUCUGUAACUAUAUGAAGUAAUACCCAAUAUAACAUAGUUACUUCAUCAUAUUUUAUAUGAUUCAGCCAUAUAAAAAGGUAUCACUAUAAUUUUGAUAGUGUGGGUUUACAAAUAAUGUAUGGAGUAACUUAUUGCUUUGAGGUUUUAGCAAUAUUGAAAUAUUCUUAAAUAUAUCAUUUGCAGCCCACUUAUAAUAGAGUUAAAGAUAAUUUCCAAGUGGUUGGCCAAGGUCAAAAUAUAAUUACAGAUAAUUAUAACAUGCAGAAUUGGUAAAUAGAAGUUGAUAAUUCAUAUGGAACCAUAGGAUACCCUAGAAAUAUAAAUUACCAAAUUAUACUUAUAAAUGAUAGAGAAUUAUAAAGUAAAUGUACAUUUCUGUUUCUGUAUUUCAAUAAAUAAUAAAUAUGCUUUUGGGGUAGAGAGAUUACUUUUUUAUCUUCAGCAAGCAUCAUUUAAAAGUUCAGUUAGAUUUAGCUUUUACUUUAAUGGAGCACAGAACUAGUACUUCUGUUUUUUAAAUAAUUAGCUGCAAAAAUAAGAUAAUUUUCUACUUCUAGAAUACAAAUUACAAAUUUGUCAAAAGUUGGAAUGAGAAAUAUUACUAUUACUUAGAUUUCAGUUUCAAAAAAUCAUGGCUACUUCAGUGUCAUAGUAUUGAAUUAAAACAUAAUUUAAGCACUGAUCAUUAGUGCCAAUGAAUGAUAAUACAGUCAGGGGUCAUAUGAGUGCCUAAAAAGGGAAAAAAGGAUGAGAAUAGUGUCUGUAGAUAAUGUAUGGAAAUGUUUAACCACGACUGAUCCUUUUUAACACAUAAGUGUAUAUAACAUUAUCGAGGUUACUGGUAUAUGGAUGAAUAGAAUUGUGAUUAGUGUUAAAGAUGGUAACAGCAUAUAAAAUGCACUUUCAAAAUGACAUGACAUACAUUCUAUUAUUAACCUGUUGACAUUUCAAAACUAGUGUUUCUCCUUAACAGUGAAGAUACAGUAGACAUCAUUGUUCAUCUGCAAGUCUGGUUGUAUCCUGGAAAGGGACAUUUUCAGUAUUUUCUAUUUAAUUGUAAUCCAUUAACAUUGUAAAUUUCAGUACCAGAACAAGAGCAAUGAAUUUUUUUAAAAGUACUAGAUUUCUUUAUUCAAGUUAGUUGUCUUGAUAGUAGCAAUUGCCACCCUCCCCCUCAAAAAAACUCUUCAUUUUUCUUUUAGAAAUCUAAGAUAUUACUAAGAGGUAUACACUUUUCAUUGGAUGGGCACCUGUUUCAGGUAUCUGUAACAGAUAAUCUGUCAGUAUCUUUUACAGAUACUGUUACCACAGAUACUGUGGUGACAGUAUUUUAUCAUCUUUUAAAAUGGAAAGACCCAAAAUGUAUGAUUUUAGACAUUAUUCUAGUAGUAACAUACAAAUAUGAUACUUAUUUUCAUUUCCUUAGUAUUAAGUGAGCUAAUUUUGAAUUCUAUUUUUAUGGUUGACUUUAAUGAAUGCUUUUUUCUUUUUCUCUGAAAACAAAAAAAAAAAUUGAUUUUGAUACCCAGGAAUUUCCUAAAUGCAGCUUUUGUUGUAUAGAAAGCACAUUAAAUGACAUGUGAGUCUACAUUUAAAUUUUUGUUUUAAUUUUGAAUUUUUCCAAAUCACAUUUGCAGGGAUAUUACAUUAUGAGGCUACUGUAAUAACAAUAGUUUCCAGAUUACCUCAGGAAACAAAUAAAUGAGAACGUUUACAGAUCAUUAACACAACUGCAUAAUAUUUGACUGAAUGAGUUUAAGAAAUAAAACCGAGAAGUUUCACUAGCUCUGUUUAGAAACUGGUUUACGGGGUAUGUCUAACCCCCUGUUCUUAGCUUUCCGAUAUUUAAAAUGAUAAAUUUUUGAUUAUGUGCCAGUUAUAAAUAAUAUAAUAAUUAUAUUAUUUGUGAAUAUUUUUGACAUAACCAAAUAUACACCUAUACUUCAGAUUUUGUCAUUUAAUGCUUUUAAAAAUUAUAUGAAGACCAUCUUUUUCUUAGGUGGCCAACAAGAGUGAUUGUUGUUAUCGAUUUAGCAUACUUGAUUUACCAGCAGACCUCUUUUAAUACAUCUGAUAGCUCUUAGCUUGCAUGUGUGAUGACUUAACUCAGUGAUUUUAUGCAAUAGUUGAAUGACAUUUCUUGAAGAUUAAGCUGUGAAAUGUAUCAUCCCUCAUCUAAUUUUUGUAGUACAAAAUAACAUCUUGCCCACUUUUCUUAUCGUUAUAUUCAUAAUUAAUUUUUCUGCAUGAUAACUGAUCAAAUAAGCCUAUGCCAAAGAUGUGCAAUAAAAUUUAGCCCUUAGAUAGCAUCUAGUGCACUAAGAAAAACUAUUUCUAUAUUUACAAUGUUUUCGUUCAUGUAGAAAUCAUCAAUUCAAAUCUACUUAAAAGAUAUUUUCAAUUUUGAAUAAUAAAUUCACGUCAUUCCUACUGUUUAAUCCUUUUCUGUAGUAUUUUUAGA
Molecule: messenger RNA, 6813 nt
Organism: Castor canadensis (American beaver)
Lineage: Eukaryota; Metazoa; Chordata; Mammalia; Rodentia; Castoridae
Source: RefSeq, a predicted model, not a curated record